Molecule: messenger RNA, 2948 nt
Organism: Leptosomus discolor (cuckoo roller)
Lineage: Eukaryota; Metazoa; Chordata; Aves; Leptosomiformes; Leptosomidae
Source: RefSeq, a predicted model, not a curated record
UUAUGGGUGAUGAGUCAGUACCGUUUUUGCUGGACCAAGGAACCACUAAAACUUAUCAAAUACCUAUUGGUCAUCUGGAUUAUAAAUUCAUUGAAAAAUGCACAGAUGUUAAACACCUGGAAAAGAUUCUCAGGGUAUUAAGGUCUGGUGAAGAGGGAUGUUAUCCUGAACUUACAUUGUUUUGUGAAAAGCGUAUUGAGCAUCUAGAUCCAAGGAGCAGAGCUCUGAGAAAAGAAAAGCCUGCAGCCACAGCUUCUGAUUUCACAGCUGAAGAAUGGAAAACAAUUAAUAGUGAACUAACGAGCUGGGUGACAGAAAUGAAUGAAUAUGAUAAACCACAGUUCCUGAGAACAGACACAUUACAUGAAAGACAAGAUGAUUUGCCUCCUGUUCGUUCUUCCAGUGGCUGUCUUCCUAUAAUUGUAAAUCUGCAACUCUACAAACGAUUACGUUGGUCUAGCUUGGUGAAUGAUGGAUUGCAAGGUAAGAGGAGGGCUGAACGGUCAGGACAGAGUGGAUGGGAAUAUUUUGAACUGGCUGUUCCACUAAACAAGAAAAACAUACCACGGGAUUACAGUGAAUGGGACAAGUUUGAUGUGGAAAAGGAGUGUUCUAAAGUUGAUGAAGGCUGUGAAGAAAGUAACUCAAAAAAGAAAGAGAAGAUUUUUAUUGCUGCUCGUGAAAAAGAGAAGGGCAAUGAAGCCUUUGCCAUUGGCGAUUAUAUGGAAGCAGUGACAUACUAUACUCGGAGUAUAUCAGUAAUACCCACUGCAGCUGCAUAUAAUAACAAAGCUCAAGCAGAAAUCAAACUUCAGGACUGGGACAGUGCUUUGCAGGAUUGUGAGAAGGUACUAGAUAUGGAACCUGGCAAUGUAAAAGCUCUAAUGCGCCGUGCCACUGUACACAGUCAGCUGCAGAAUUACCAGAGAGCUGUAGAGGAUCUGAACAAAGUAUUGAGUGUUGAACCAGAAAAUGCUAUAGCUAAGAAAAAUCUGCUAGAGAUUGAAAAGAAACUGAAAGGUUUAAAGCCUGUAUCUCAGACUCAAGGCAAAGGAAAAAGAAUACUUAUUCAAGAUAUAGAGGAUUCAGAAGGUGAUGAAGAAAGAGGGGAAAAUACAGAAGAAUGUGAAAGAAGCAGUGGAGAUAAAAAAGCUGGCGUGCCAGUAAGGCAGGCGGCUGCUGAGGAGGCGGCGAUGGGGAACGCGCAGAGAAAGUUUCAUAGCAGAGGAGCAGGCAGUAGGGCGGAGGACAGAGAGACACAGAAGCAGAAGGAAUCCACUGAGAGCGGACCGAAAAAAGGCACAUCAGAGAAGAAACCACAGAAGCAUUUGUCAGCCCAUGAAGGUGAAGUUAAUGGCUAUUUACACCGUGAUCAAAAGAGUGAAAGCCCCGAAGCUGAGGAGAACUCCAGCUGGCAUGGAGCAGGGGCUCAGGCGGCGGGUGGUGGUGGUUCUACUUCACUGCCUCCUACUGCAGCGAAACUGAAGAGUGAUGGAAACGAGUUAUUUAAGAGUGGACAGUUUGGAGAAGCUGUGCUCAAAUACUCGGAAGCAAUUGAAUAUGUCAUUGGUCUAGGAGAACAAAGUCCAGGUGAUUUAAGUAUCUUGUACUCAAACAGAGCAGCGUGUUACCUCAAAGAAGGGAACUGCAGUGACUGCAUUCAGGAUUGUAACAGAGCUCUGGAGCUUCAGCCGUUUUCCCUUAAGCCUCUUCUACGACGAGCAAUGGCAAAUGAGUCUAUGGAGCGGUAUCGACAGGCAUACAUUGAUUAUAAAACAGCCCUACAAAUAGACAGCGGCAUCCAAGCAGCAAAUGAUAGUGCUAAUAGAAUAACGAAGACUUUAAUAGAACAGGAUGGUCCCAGUUGGAGGGAGAAACUGCCGCCAAUUCCGGUUGUCCCGGUUGCUGCUCAGCUACACAGGUGGGAUGGAGGAAACUUUACUUCAGAGGACAAGCCAAGAAGUGCUACACAUAUCAACAGAGAAGAACAGUUGCAGAUGAAUUGUGAGAAAGCUGAGGAGAAGUUCAAGAUGUUAAAAAAUGAAGGGAAUGAUUUUGUAAAAAAGGGUAAAUAUGAAGAAGCUGUAAAUAAAUACAGUGAAUGCAUGAAGUUAAAUACUGAGGAAUGUACGAUCUACACGAACAGAGCUCUCUGUUACUUGAAACUGUAUAAAUAUGAAGAGGCUAAGCAGGAUUGUGAUCAUGUUCUUCAGAUAGAAGAUUCUAAUAUUAAAGCUUUUUAUAGAAGAGCACUAGCGUACAAAGGAUUACAGAAUUACAAAGCCAGCGUCGAUGAUUUCAACAGAGUACUUCUAAUAGAUCCAAAUGUCAUUGAAGCAAAAAAGGAGCUGGAGGAGGUGACCCGACUGCUUAACCCUGACAGCAGUGCUGUAGCUGGCAGUGAACAGAAGCAAAGGAAGAAAAUAAACAUACAAGAGGUGACUGAAUCUGGUGAACAGGAAGAGAGACAGUUUGCCACAUCAGAAGAUGUUGUGGCUGGUCAUGUUACUUCUAAGAAAGCGGUUGAAAAGAGUGAGCCACUGAAGACCUCUGAGAAACUGCUUAUUUCUGAACCAUCUAAUGCUUAUGACUUUGGUCAGAUUAUAAAUGCAGUGAAUACCAAUAGGGAUAAAGCUGCUUGUGCAGAUCUUUUAACAAUUACUGAUCCCAAAAAUUUGCCAGUGCUGCUAAGUAACAAACUUGAAGGAGAAAUCUUUUUGAUUUUUAUCCAGUCGUUGGAAUAUUACGUAGUUGGAAAAGAUCCUGGCCUUGUAUAUCGGCACCUUUUCUACUUGAGCAAAGCAGAAAGAUUUAAGGUGGUACUGGCCCUUCUUAGCAAAAAUGAAAAAGAACAGGUUCGGCAACUGUUUGACUUGCUUUCAGAAAACCAGAAUGAUCAGUACUCUUCAGAAGAUCUCGAGAGCCUUAAAAAGGUUUAUGAACUUUAA